Messenger RNA from Schistosoma curassoni, 6317 nucleotides. NCBI's taxonomy places the organism in Eukaryota, Metazoa, Platyhelminthes, Trematoda, Strigeidida, Schistosomatidae. The record is from the annotation of a GenBank genome assembly.
AAUUAUAAGGAGCGCUUAGUAUGAGCUGUGACCAUGAAGAACGCGGGUAGCGCUUCAGGGGUAAUAGUAUCACUUAUUUUGCGAUACUUUUUUAUUUCUGCUUUGUGAACAGCCCAAAAUCGAAAUUAAUUAUAAGUAAAUUUGAAGGGAACGCGUAAGUUAAAUUUGUUACAGGCGUAAAAUGCUCCGGAGAAACCAUAAUUUAUUAAGCUACAUUGAGCAUGUGGGGAACUCCGAAUUGGUCCAUAAAGCAACUUAGGAAAGAUAUAAAUUGGGGAAGCGUUUGACCCAGCCGGAUGUCUUACUAACGGCUGUUACUCCUAAUGGAGCAUAGGCCACCGACCAGCAUCCGACAACCCACUCUGUCCUGGGCCUUCCUUUCUAGUUCUAUCCAAUUUUUGUUCAUUUUUCUCAUGUCUGUCACCAUUUAUCGACGUAAUGUGUUCUUUGGUCUUUUUCUUCUUUGGCCUUGAGGAUCCCAUGUGAGGACUUGCCUUGUGACAUGGUUGAGUGCUUUCCUCCAUGUGUGUCCUAUCCACUUACAGCGCCUCUUCCUGAUUUCUCCCUCCUCUGGAAUCUGGCUUGUUUUCUCCCACAGUAGUUUGUUGCUGAUAGUGUCUGACCAACGGAUCUGAAGUAUUUUGCAUAGACAACUGUUAAUAAACACUUGUAUCUUCUGGAUGAUGUCUUUCGCAGUUCUCCAGGUUUCCGCCCCAUACAGUAGAACUAUCUUGACAUUUGUAUUGAAAAUUGUAACUUUGGUGUUGGUUGACAGUUGUUUUGAGUUCCAGAUAUUCUUCAGUUGUAGAUAUGCUGCUCUUGCUUUGCCGAUCCGCGCCUUCACAUCUGCAUCAGAUCCACUGUGUUCAUCAAUGAUGCUGCCCAAAUACGUAAAGGUUUUUAAAUCUCCCAAAACUUCGUCAAGUGUUAUUCGAUUGUUUCAUGCUGUGUUCUAUCGGAUAAUCUUGCUUUUCCCUUUGCGUAUGUUGAGACCUACUACUGCUGAGACUGCUGCUACACUGGUCGUCUUCUGCAAUUUUUUUGCGUUUGCGAUAGAAGAGCCAGAUCAUCUGCGAAGUCUAGAUCGUCCACCUGCAUCCUAGAUGUCCAAUGUAUCCCGUGCUUCUCCCCAGGUGUUGACAUCAUGAUCCAGUCGAUCACCGGGAGAAAGAGUGAGAGUAAGCAACCUUGCCUGACACCGGUCUUCACCUCGAACGAGUUUGUCAACUGUCCUCCAUACACGAUUUUGCAGUUUAAUCCAUCAAAGGAAUUCUGUAUAAUACUGACUAUCUUCUGAGGCACGCCAUAGUGUCGAAGAAGCCUCCAUAGUGUUGUCCUGUUCACGCUAUCAAAUGCUUUCUCGUAGUCAAUGAAGUCUGUGUAGAGUGAUGAAUUCCAUUCAAUUGACUGUUCCACAAUGAUCCGUAGAGUUGCGAUUCAGUCUGUACACGAUCGAUCCUUACGAAAUCCAGCUUGCCGGUCUCGGAACCGGAUGUCUACUAGCAACCUAUUCCAGAGGCUUGCAUAUCGUGUUACAAAGGAAGUUGACUUCAGUGUGCUUGAUGUUCUCGAUAUCCCACUGUUGAUUUGUGUGACGGCCACAAUUGAUUUCUUCGAUCGUUGGUGGAAUGACAUCUAUAGGAAGGUCUGUAUAUACUGUUUCGAUAACCGGUGAAUUCAGUGGAGCUGGUCUAUUCAAGAGUUCCUCGAAGCGUUCUACCCAUAUGUUCCCCUGUUCUUGAAUCUCGGUGAUUGGCUAGUCUUCUUCGUCCUUGACCGGUCUCUUUGGUUUACUAUAUUCCCCUACCAGUUUCUUCGUCGUGUGAUAUAGUUGUUUCAUAUUUCCUCUUGUAGAACUGAUCUUUAUCAUCGUUAUUACUAUCAUUGGUGGGUACAUUACAUUGGAUAACAUUCAUUGUAAUUCCCUCCUUUGUUUUGAAGGAUGCUUUGAUGUUCCAGGAUCCAUGAGAUUGCCAUCCUACAAGUGCAUUACGUGCUUGUUCCGACAGCAUCAGGGCAACUUCGUGAGUGUGUGGAGCAUUUUCUUGUUCGUGACCAGAGUACGUGAGCAUCUUUCCCAAAUCUAAUGUUUUCUGUCCAGUUUGGGUCCAAUAAGUUUCAUUGAUUCCGAGAACUGCCAAUUUGUAUCAUUUCCGUUGCUAUUUAAUUGGUCCUCCCGGUCUCCCACAUUGUCUGGACAUUCCGUAUACCUAUAACGAAUGUUGCUCUGGUUGUUAGAAGGGGCAUCGACCUUGUGACUUCCGAAGAAUUUCGGCUUUCAUGAUGAGGCGUGAUAAUGAAGAUGCUUGAACUCGGAGAACAGAGUUUAAAUUGUUUAUUCUGGUUAGUAUUUGUUUUCAGCUAGGUUGUUUUCUACGGGAUAGGGUUGCCGACCCCACUCCCAACCCUCUUCGUUUGUGUUGGCUUGGGAACGGCAGUAGCCCUAGAAGAGUAAUUGGACUCUGACCAAUAUCAUGAACUCUAAUGUAUGCACGAUUGACGACUUUUCCGAGCUUAAGGAUCUAGUUGAGAAGUCCCAUAAUGUUAAGGCAGAUGUAUCUGAUGAAAUCAAGAACUUACUUGCUAGAAGAAGUGAAAUAGAGCACAAAUUAAAAAAGAUAAACUCUCUAAUACCUGAUUUCCAUAAGUUACAAAUAAAUGCCGAAAAUUCUUCAAGAUUGGUGGGCUGUGCUUCAAAACUUGCUCUACAGCUCAGUGGAAAAGUGGAGCAAUUAGAUUUUGUGAAAAAUCAUGUUCUUAAUUGUGUAGAUAAACUUAGUCAUAUAAUUACUGUAAGGAACAGUGCAGUUGGAGUGAAACGAUGUCUCAUUGACUCUAAAUUAGAUGAAGCCGCUGGUUACGUGUUUACUUAUCUGGAAAUGGAGAGAGACAUAAUUUCUCUUAUCUCUCGUCUAUCAGCGGAUAAUCCUGAUAAUAACCCAUUGAAAACUCUGGAUGACAGUCGACAAAUUCUCGUAAAGAUGGCAAUUGGGAAAUUCGAUGAAUAUGUUUCGAAACGGGAUGAAAAGAAUAUAGUACAUUUGUUAAAGAUAUUUUUCUUAUUGGGCGAAACCAAUGAAGGAAUUCGACGAUUUUCUACAUAUCUUUGUUCAUACAUUUCAAAUAAGUGUGAAAUAUUGAUAACUAAUUAUAAAUCAUCUUCAAAAUCAUCUGAAUUUGCAUCAGCUAAUCUAAUCACAGAAAUUUUAGAGUUUGUUGCGGAUACAUUAAAAAAUAAUUCAAUGUACGUCGAAACAUACUGUGGCCCCGGCAACGUAUUUGGGUUUGUAUCUUCUGUUCAUUGUGUCGUUGACCAAUACGUCAAGUGUGUAAUCGAGCGUUUCUAUAAUUAUCAUCAUCUUGAUGAACUUUGUUCAGUGCUCAAGAAAUUAAAUAGUAAUAGUUUAAACAGUAAAAGACAUGAUUCAUCAGCUCAAUCGAUCAAUAAAGAUAAAAUAUUGGAUUCAAACGAAUUAGGAUCAGAUCGCGUAUUGAUCAUUGAGCCUAUAAUUGUUGAAACGUUACAGAUCAUUACAUGUUCAGAACUUUAUUUGAGAUUUAUACAGAGGCGAAUUUCUGCUGAUAUCAAACAGUGCAAUCUUGCAGAAAAUGAUUUUAAAAAAAAAAGUAAUGAAAUUUCAAAGUUUUUUGAAAAUUCUCAUCUUGUUUGUCAAGUACAAGAUUUACUCAAUAAAUAUCUUAAUUUAGAACAAUAUUAUCUUUAUGUGACAAUGAUAAAGGCAUUAAAUUCAGAUGAAGUCGACUCAUCUAGUAAUAUAUGGUGCUUUAUUGACGAUGUGUUUUUCAUCACUAAGAAAAGUCUUGUUCGAUCUCUUUCAUCUGGUAAUGUGGAUACUAUUUGUGCUAUGGUGAAUCAUAGUUGUUCAAUGCUAAUUGAUCUUAUGGUAAAUGAUUUUCUGGGCAACGUUAUUCGUACAGGGUUUCCUUCGGGUUGGGUACAAGAUGCAUACACUUAUGUUCAGAAUAGUGUUGCUGUAGCUGGUUCACUUAGUUCUUCUUCAUCCAUUGUCAAUGUUCCAACAGUAUCAUCAUUUAAUAUGAUUGGACCUAAUGCACUUACAAGAUAUCAUUUUCUAAUUACUCUUAAUAGUAUUGAAGCAUCUCAAAAAGAUUUAUUGUCACUUGUUAAUCAUCUUGAAAGUGAAUUAAAUUUACUUUAUCAAAAUCAAGAAAUCAAUUCACAAAAACUUAAUAUGUGUAUCACGGAAUUAAAAGUUUCUAUCUCAGAUCAACUUCAAGCAUUACUUGAUUCUGCAUUCGAGUAUCUUUCAACUAGUGUUAUUCAAAGUCAAGUAAAAACUUUGUUAAAUGUUUUCAAAUCAUUGAAAUAUGAUUUAAUUGAGGAGGAUCUAGAUGUUUUCGCUGCUAAUGAUCGAUGGAUUGAAUCAUGUAUAGCUCAUACAGAAGAUUUUCUCAAACCAUUUAGGUCUGUUCUGUCAACUGAGAAUAACGAUCGAUUUGUAUUAAUUCUCAUCAAUGAAAUUUUGCAUCAACUUGAUCAAUUUAUUCAAAGGAAAUCUUUCAGUAGAUUUGGAGCUAUUCAACUAGAAAAAGAAUAUCGUAAUUUGUUUGCAUAUUUGACAUCAAUAUCUUACAGCUCUUUGCGUGAUUAUUUUACGCGUAGUUUACAAAUUUGUAGACUUUUAAACUUGGAUCGAAUUGAAGAAGUACAUUAUUAUUGGAAUAGUUCUAAUUGGCGUCUUACUGCACAUGAAGUCAGAAGUAUUCUAUCUCUAAGACGUGAUUUUGCUGUAAAUGAAAUUCGUGCACUUAAACUACAAUGAUCUUACGUUUUGUCAGUUGUUCUCCUUUCUUUUUUUCUCUAAAUGUUUUCGUUUUGUUUUUCUAAUUUUUACAAUCUAAUAAAAUUUAUGGGAUAUCUCAACUGUUGUUACCAUAGAAUUGGUUAGUUUUUACAAAUUUGAUAGAGUUGAAUUAGAGGUUUUCUUUUUUCAGUUAUGAAUUCUUCAAAUUCGGCAACAAAAUUGACCAACUAUUCAUAUUAAUAUUAUUCAUGAAUUUAUGAUCAACACAAAUGGAAAAUUUAGAAUUACAUUAGUUGAUAAUAAUUGAAUUACAAUAAUUGUGAGUACGGUACAAAACAUUGACUGGUCAAACAAUGUCAAAUCGUUUCAUAGAAGUCAUAAGCGAACCAGUUAACGGAGUGUUAGUUUUAUUGAUGAAUAUAAAAGUGAUUUAUGCAUGAAACGACCUGAUGAUCUUUCGAAAUCCUACUGACAGUGAUGAUAUUAAUUAAGACACGAAAAGCAAACACUCGAAUAAUUUCAUCUUUGUCAUACAACAGAAUUAGUUAACUACUUCUAGUGGAUUCUCUUUGUAUCCUUUCUUUCUCUUAGAUAUACAUAUACAUAUAUAUAAUCGAAUAUAAGGAAAUUUCUAGAAAUACUAGAACAAGGUCAAUCGGGCCAGUUUAGCUACAGUGCUUCAUUUUUAUUCUGACCAUCAAAAAAACGGAUUAUUGUAUAUGACAUUGCUAUGGUAAUUAUGACUGAUGUGUUUACGAAAGCUAAAGUGAUUUAAAAGUGUUUCAUAAAAUUGUAACUAAAUUAUGUUUACCACAGGCUUACAGCUAAAUCGUGCUGAAACUCAAGUAUUUUAGUGGAUACACUCUACUUUGUAUUAUCUAAUGAUCGUUGAGAAAUAUGUAUCUUUAUUCGUUUCAGUGUUUUAUAAAACAAUACAAGAUGAAAUUGCCUAGAAAAUAAAUGAUUCGCACGAGUCAGUCUAUGGUUGCAUUUCCAUAUAUAUUCAGUUUGAGCAUAACAAAACGGUUCCUCGAAUUGAAGACAGUCACGCUCGUUGAUUAGAUAUUCCAUAUUUUAUUGGAGGAUCAAUAGUCUUUUUUACAAAAUGCUUUAGGUAUUAUGGUUUGUGUAAUUUGUAGACGAUAUUCGUGAAUUAUUGACCGCAUUGGCUUACUUUGAAAUAAAUUGGUAAGUCUCCGUUGUGAAAUCGUCACCGGUUGGACUCAACUAGCUUGGGAUUGAUGCAGUCGUCAACAAAAAGAUUAAAUGAUCGUAUCAAUGUUUUUGGUACUAAAUGAUGUUAGAUUUGGUAUAUUGUCGAACCCCCUCCUAGUUGUCUAAUAGCUAAGUGCUCUCUUCGAGAUAUAUGAUCAACCUGUAACGAAAAUAUUUUAGACUAUUAAAUUAUGGUGAGAUUUGAUCAAAUGUUCUUCAGGGCAGUAUGAACAUUGCUGUAUAUUAGAGUAAAACCUAUUUAGGGUCUAAUUUAAAACAAAACCGUUUGGUUGUGUGUUCUAACUUUCACUACCG